CCGGCAGCCCGCACCGCCCGCCUCCCGCCGAGCCACGGCCGCCGCCGUCCCGGAUCCGCCGCCUCGCGCCGAGCCCCCGGGGAGCGCUGGCAGAGAGGCGGGCUUCGUGCUAAAGUGCACGUGCUGAAGAAAGUCUCUGUGGCACCCCGUGGGAUUUGGCAUUCUGCUGUGAGGAUUACUGCCGGGAGAUGCCUGGCUAAUUCCCAGUGCAUACUGUUCCCACAGACAACCUGGAAAUGGGUGCGGUUGACGUGCGCAGUAGCAACAAAGAUUCUUCUUUGUAAUCCUUCUUUAGAUCCUGGGCUAUUGUCAGAAGAAAUCUGGACCAUCCACAGAAAAUAGUCUCGGAGGUGCGCUGCAAGUAGAGGCCUGAGAGUUUUGCUUUUCGUGUACAAUAAUCCUCAGCAUGUUGUUAUUCUGUCACAUGCUGGCCGGAGCCUUUCUUCCCUUCCUCAUCCUUUCAGGAAGCUGGGUUUCAGCUGAGAACAUCAACUUUUACAACGUGAGACCUCCGCUAGACCCCACUCCAUUCCCAAACAGCUUUAAGUGCUUUACCUGUGACAACGCGGUGGACAAUUACAACUGUAACAGAUGGGCUGAAGACAGGUGGUGUCCUGAAAGUACUCGGUACUGUUUGACAGUUCAUCUCUUCACAGACCACGGGAAGAGUACAUCGGUCACCAAAAAAUGCGCUACUGGAGAAGAAUGCCAUUUUGUAGGCUGCCACCAUCACAGGGAAAGUGGCCACACAGAGUGUGUUUCUUGCUGUGAAGGCAUGAUCUGCAAUGUAGAAAUACCAACCAACCACACAAAUGCCGUAUUUGCUGUGUUGCAUGCCCGCAGGACGUCGGAUGGCAGCAGGUGGACGGUCAGCGUUGCCCUGCUCAUAUCGGUCCUGGUGAUCGCCUUGUCAUGAUGCAGCGUCCUCCCGUCACUUCUGCCUGAGAGGGUCCGCCUUUCUGCGGGCCCUAAGGAACCCUAAGGAGAUUGUUUCAGUAUGUGCAAGGAGAAAUCACCAAUACUGCUUAAUUACAUACAAUGCAAGGGGACAGUGGAAAGGCAAGCGUACAUCAUGAAGUCCUCGGAUGUUCUAGUGAAGAUACUUCAUUCGGCCUGCAGUACUUUUUAAAAAACAACCACCCACUGGUUGACUGGGCAGUGGCGUGGACUCAAGUUACUAUAAUUCACUAUUUUAUGAUGACAAUACACGUAAGCUCGGCAUGUCUUUUGAACAGAGAAAAGUGUCAGUAGACAAUUGCUUUCCCAGGUGAGAUAAGAAGGAACUUUUGAUGGACGAUGUGCCAACAGGUAUCUCAGUGGAGACUGUUUUUAAACUGGUUUUCAUUGUGCAUAAAUAACGAAUAAGUUUCUUGUCGUGAUCAACAGGUGUAUAUAAGCUUAUCUUUAGUUAUGGUUUUCAUAGAGAACAUAUAUGAGAGAAUUUUUUAUCUGUUUUGAUCAGAGCUAUCACUUCUGCUGGAAAUAAUACAAAAUAAUACUUAUAGCUUUCUUUUCUGUACAAAUGUGGUCUCACACUCAGAUUUUAAAACAGUGUGAAAUGAUGUAUAAUUUCUGUCUGAACAUGAUGAACUGUUUGGGCACCUAAAUCAGAAUUUUCCCCCCACAAAGGGAUUAUUUUCUUGCAAUGGAGUCUCACGUCAGCUGAAUCUUUGUGGUAUUGCUCAAAGUGGUGGUAAUACCAUGACUUUGAAAUUGCAGCCACGGUCAAGCAGCUACGUUAUAAAGAGAAGAGCGUACUGUGUUCCCUCUUGAUUUGCAGAAGUUUCUCCCAGAAAAGUUACUGGCCUUGAUGGAUCUUCAACUUGUAAGUCGGCACUGUUGGAUAUCCCAGGCCUCUGGACGUCAUUGUUAUGUAGCUUUGCCACCCCCAUUUGAAAAGUUCAGGCCAAGAUUCUGUUUUCCCUUACAAUAUCGGGGGGUUUAAUGUGAUUUAUUUGCAUAGUUCGACAGUUUGACUCCUUAUCAUUUAGACGACCGUUCAUCAACGAGAUGAACAGUUGCAAAUUUGACAAAUAGUAGAGUGUAGGUUACAGAUAGACAUAUUAAAACCUUUGUAAACCUUGUGGUGCAGAGCGGGAUAAAUAAGCUGCUUGCGUGAAUUCUCGCCCCUUAUAGCGCAGAACGGUGCUUUCCAGGGCUCUGACAGAUCCAGCUGUUACAGAGCCUGCAGUGGGUCAGACUUUACGGCGUCCGCAGUGGUCGCUUUGUUAAUGUGUGUGUUCCGUGCACUGCAGACGUCCUGCUCCUACAGAGCAGCAGGUGCGGAUGUUGUAUGACUUCUCAGAAUGGUUUUAUGUGGUCCGGAAUCCUAACAAAUCUCCGCUGCUCCCGUUCGCCCCAUUGUGUUUCUUCCAACUCCCCACCAUUUUCAUAAACCUCCUCUGACACCCUGAGAUACUGCAGCACAGGUAAGGAUUUGACCUAGCAAGGCUGAGGGACUGCAUUUCACUUUUUUCCCUUUUUUAAUCUAUUUUACUCAUUUAUGAAUACACUGAUACGAUUAGCAAUAAGAUAGAUUAUUCUGAUCUGUCUCUAGUGGCUUUUUCUCAUCUUAAAUGAGAUGGUUAAAAUUAUGAUUAACUUGAACUAUUUUUCAGGAAGGAUGGAUCAUUAAGAUUUACUCUUAAAAAGAGAUUCAAAAGUGUUCUCUGAAAAAUUUCAAGUAUCUGUAAAUUGGGAUUUAUUUCCAUAAAUAUUGGCCUAGUUAUUUGGUAUUUGAAAUCACUGAAUGUAUUUAGACUAGCAGGUGAAGAACAGAUUUUGAGAUGUUUUUGGUUUUGUUUACAUUCUAAAAUUGCCUCGGCAAUAUUUUAGAAGACAUAAAUGUGUCUAAAAAUCAGUCAGUGAUUUGUUGGCAGGCAGCUGCGCAGUUACAAAAAUUGGAUGGAAACACUUUUUCCUUGCCAAUGCAAAAUAGUUCUUGCCGUCCUAAGUCAACGUUUUCCAAGCUCUGGGUUCUGAUGAGCGUUGCUGUGCCAUCCAACAGGCCAAGAUGCCGAGGAUCUUGUGAGGAAAUUUUCCCUUUGUUCAGUGACCAUCCCUAGGUAACAUACCUGUAGUAUAAAUCUUGGUGUCAGACAAUAGUAACAAGCACAUUCCUUGUUUUUCAUCAUUAAACGUCACCUUCUUGCUACGUGAUCUACAGGGUACGCGAACUUUUUUCUUGUGGGGAAAAUCAUUCCAGGUUUGCUCUCUGCUCAGCAGGGCAUUCCUUAGCAAAGUGAAGGCAAGGGGUCGGCUACUGCUCAGAUCAUGAUAUUUUUCCUGGUUCUGCCUCUAAGCACUAGGUGCUCCCGUAAUUCGGUUUCUGGGAAUGAUUAUCACAAUCUUAACAAGGCCUUAAAGUGCCCUAUAGUCUUAUAUGAUUUUACUGUAAAUAAUAUUACAAUAAUCUAAGCGCUGACAUUUGUUUACGCUGCAAAUGCCAUUCCAGAGGGUUUGGGGGUGCCAGGGAGACCCUGGAGCGCCGCGGGAGGGCUCAGGCGCAGGGAAACGGGCUGCAGGUUCCCUGUGACUGCCAGGAGGCCUUUUGGGAGGGGAGGUCUCUCCGUCUUUGUUUUUCUCGGUUGAACUGAGGUGGGUUUUUUUUUUUCCUGUUCGUCACACUGAAAAGUUAAGAAAUCUGCUCAUAAUUUAAAUACUUAAUGCAUUUGAUAAAAAAUUGUUUGGAAUAAAAAAAAUAAAUUGAAGAAUUCCGCUGGAGUGCCAACAUAGUAUGCUUGAUUUUAAUUGUCAUCGUUUUCAAACAAACAAUAAAGACAACAACCUGGGUAUAUGAAAGGAUUUGGUGUUGCCAAAGGUUUAUUUUUUAGCCUAACAGGAUUCCAAUAGUG
Chroicocephalus ridibundus (black-headed gull) is the source of this 3854-nucleotide messenger RNA. RefSeq names its product LY6/PLAUR domain containing 6B (gene LYPD6B). The record is from RefSeq and is a predicted model, not a curated record. The transcript has 7 exons. The coding region runs from base 407 to 916 and encodes 169 amino acids. Gene Ontology annotation, molecular function: acetylcholine receptor regulator activity. Lineage: Eukaryota; Metazoa; Chordata; Aves; Charadriiformes; Laridae.